Messenger RNA from Sardina pilchardus (European sardine), 2696 nucleotides. RefSeq names its product interleukin 7 receptor (gene il7r). The coding region runs from base 168 to 1397 and encodes 409 amino acids. Gene Ontology annotation, cellular component: external side of plasma membrane. Gene Ontology annotation, molecular function: protein binding; cytokine receptor activity. NCBI's taxonomy places the organism in Eukaryota, Metazoa, Chordata, Actinopteri, Clupeiformes, Clupeidae. Gene Ontology annotation, biological process: hemopoiesis; cytokine-mediated signaling pathway; positive regulation of receptor signaling pathway via JAK-STAT. The transcript is spliced from 8 exons. The record is from RefSeq and is a predicted model, not a curated record.
CUCUCCUCCCCUUCAGCAGUGGCGGUAAUAGCGAGGGCAGAGAGUGCGUCUGAGUCAGACGCUGAGUGUCUUGUGGCUUGAGCAGCCGAGCGCCGUUGUGUGUUGCCGGCGCUGAGCGGUGUGCAGUGCGUGCCUGACGGUGCCGGUGGUAUGAGGUGAGGAGAGAGAUGGCGCGCGAAAUGUGGACGCUCCUGCUCGUGCUCUUGCUCCCGGCCCUUGGCCACGCGCAGAGCGGAGACGGAGACAGUGAAGAUGGGGACGCAGAUCUAGAUGCAGAGCCUGAAUGCUUCAGUGAGAUCAGCCUCAAAGUCAGCAAUAUAACCUGUUACUUUUCUGACGUCAUUAUUGGCACCAAAAUUAGUCUUUGCUCAUUGACACAAGAUGCUAGGUGUUGGAAUUCAACUUUGAAAGGAUCUUAUUUCACUGCAGCCAUUGACAUGAUAUUGGCUAAACAUACACUCACCGUUCAAGAAGGCAAACCGAUUGUUUUGGUGGUAACAGAUAUAGUCAAGCUCCCACCGCCACAGAAUAUUACAGCCAUAUAUGACAAAAACUCAGGAGAUGUAAACAUUAGCUUUAGUGAGUACAGGCAUGACUAUGUGAAGCACUUCAAUUUUCAUGUGGAAAUCUCGAAUGAAACAAAAGUUAUGAACUUUACGAAACAAAAUGAUAAUUUAAUCAUUGCACGGGACAUGCUGGGAGAUGUGAAGGGUGGCUCUAAGUAUUGGGUGAGAGCAAGAGUCAGGCCGCAAACAUUUUAUUUCAAUGGACCCUGGUCAGAAUGGAGCCCGAUGCAAACCUUCACUGUGGACAAAGAUGAUGAACCAGAAGAAGUCCUGUUGUACUCCAUUAUCAUUGCCACCAUCGCCAUUCUGCUGCUUGUCAUCUGCCUGAUCACCCGGUUCCGGAGGAAAGAACUCAAAGCCUACAUCUUGCCAAAUGUGCCACAUCCCAAGACCACUCUCGUCCACAUGCAGAAAUUUAACAAGGGCCUGCUUCUGAGUUUCAACCCGGAGAUCUUCAGCGACCUUCACAUCAACCGACUGGACGAGGUGGGGGAGGACAAAGCGUUCACUGACGGACGAGGAGUGGACGCCCGGAGCCGCUGCCCAAGUCAACUCAGCCAGGUCCUCCUCUGGCAGCUUCCCCCGGGCGACAGCAGCUCUGACGGCUCACAGUCUACACUGCAGGACGAGGACGGGGAGCCGGAGGACCACGGACACGGGGUGGACGCGUCCAGCACGGGGCUGAGGCUCCUGGGGGAGGCGGCCCCCGCAGUGGACUCUGGGAACAGCUCCGACUCUGGAGACCCCUCCCUGAUGAGCACCUGUGCACCACCGCGAGAUUGUAAGGACGAGGCCUACGUCACCAUGUCUUGCCUCUUCAAGACGCAGUAGGUCUGGAGAGAAGUCAGAUGAGAGGAAUGGGAAGUUUUACAGCCUACUGGUGUUCUUUAUGACCAUGCGGAGGCCUGCCAGCCACCAGUUCAGCUGAUAAGUAAAAAAAUGGCGGAUCGGUCGCCUCAGGUUUGACCCUGUUCAGGUGACAUGAAACUAUACUCACACAGACUCUGGUUCAACAUGGCCAACCUGUAGCUGCUUAUUCUUCCAUGCAAGGGGAUGACCAACUGCUGCUUGUUAAGGUUUUAUACUGUGUUCAUGCAAACAGUCCAUGAACCUCUGCGAAUUGCACCAGGUUUUAGCACAACCACUACCGGACAUUUCCAACAGGAACCAACACUGGAACUGUACAUACUCCAGAAAGGAGAGAUGGAUGUCACUGAAGCGUUAAUAAACUCUCACACAACACUGCUUAUUAGCGGCCAUCUAAAACAAGUUCAGAAAAAAGUUCAAAACUGUCACCAGAAAUGGAUUUAUUUCUCUAGUCAUAUCAGCAACAUGACUGAGAUAGAUAGUUACCUUGUGGGGUUCAAUACAAAUUCCACUUCAUCCACUCAGGGUUUUUUUUUUUUUUUUUUAAUCAUUUGAUAUUUUGUAAAGAGCGUCUGAAUGUUUAUUGUAGCACAUAUGUGUUUAGCUAAUUGUGCUGACUUUGAUUCUGCAAAAGAAGUGGCUUGCUUCAACUUGUGCUCGACAUACUAUUCUAACACAAUGUGCACUGACAGUUACUUCCAUUUUCUCAAAAUCAUUCGUCAAUGUUUUGUUGUGAACUUAUUGUUUUUGUUUAUGGUAUGAUUUUAAAGGUUAAAUGUAGUAUUUUAUUGUCACAUCCAUUCAUGCCUUAAGAGAUUGAACAGUAUGUUUGAGGUCAUAGUAACCAUUGUCCUUUCCAAUGUGCCUUUGCAUUCGAUACCUACUAGUCUGUUUCACCAGAUGUAACUGCACUGGUUGAACAAAGAAUCAAGAUGAACAGCAUGCAAGAGAAUAUUGAGCAACACUUUUUUAACAACAAUUGCACAAUGGUAGCCUACGCCAAGAAACAUUUUAUGUUUGACAAAUUAACUACUUCUUACACCUUUAAACUGGAAGAACAGCGUCUCUCUACUUGCUUUGUUGUUUUAGGAUGGUGUCUUGAAAUUCCAGGUGUUUGUUUUUUUGUCUGCAUCACUUUAACAAAGACACCACCCAUACAACAGUUCAAUGUGUCUGAUCCUUGGGCAUUAUAGAAAUGUUAUAGAAAUGACUUAUGUAUUCUUUUUUAGUUUUUGAAAUAAAGAUGACCUUCCAAAGCUCAAA